AUUUCGAACUGUUUAGCCAGUACAAUGUGCAACCACGUUGUUUAGUUUAGAUGACUGAUAACAAUAAAUAUGUAAUUUACGUGAACAGAAUUAUUAUUUCCAGUUAGUUUCAAAAACGAUUUUUUUUCUGAUGGCGAAAAUAGGCAUUAAUAACACCAACUGCUGCGUUAGAGGAUGCCAUUCCAAAAAAGGAAGGAGUGCUUCCAUAUCCUUUCAUAGGUUUCCAGGAGGAAAUAAAUUUACUGUUCGUAUUACAAACGAGCAUGGUGUCGUCGAGAAAGUAGACAGACAUGAGAUGUGGAUUAAAAAUUUGAACAUCGUCAAAAAACUAUCCAACCGAGCCACUGUAUGUUCUUUGCAUUUCACAAAGGAUGCUUUCAUUUUACCUGACUGUCCAACCCAGAGACGAAGACUGAAAUCUACCGCAAUUCCUACUGUAAAAUUACCAGAACCAACUCAGGGAGAGAAUAGUUCUACCAAACGAACCACCGCUGGAGGCAAACGUAAGGAUGCCCUUCGAUUAUCUGAUGACUGUUUAGUUUCGAUUUCCCUCAAUGAGCAGGAAACCAAAAAGGUUGACCACUUGUCAAUCAAAAAGGUUGACCGCUUGUCAAUCGAAAAUUGCACUAAUUCUGAAAAACAGGCGGUAGAGGCGCUAUUGAGUUUCAUUCCUACUCACACGAACUUCAGAAAACGAAAGCCAAGUUGAUACGGAUGAUGGCAGAGUUCGUCAGUUAUGUAAAAAUCAAAAACAGUCAAUCCAUCCAUAUACAUUUUAGACGUAUUGUAAUAUAUAAGUAUGCAUUCAUUUUCAGACAAAACAUGAGUUCUGGAUCCACUGAAAGGGUCCCUAAGGAAAAUGUGGCCUUGAUGAGGAUUUUGAGUUUCAAAUAAAUAAUUUUUUGUUUUAUUGAACAAAAAAGACUCUAGAUUUUAUCGUGCUAUGUGUAAAUACUCUAUUUUAUUAAGAUUUUCAAUUUUUGUAAAAAAUAAAUCUAUAUUUGCAUUA
Leptinotarsa decemlineata (Colorado potato beetle) is the source of this 1009-nucleotide messenger RNA. RefSeq lists its product as uncharacterized. Gene Ontology annotation, molecular function: sequence-specific DNA binding. Lineage: Eukaryota; Metazoa; Arthropoda; Insecta; Coleoptera; Chrysomelidae. The record is from RefSeq and is a predicted model, not a curated record.